UCCCUCUCCGCCCUUGUCGGCGCGCAGCCCAGCUCUCCCACGCCGGGUUUCCUGCUUAAGAUGGCGUCCCCCAUGGCAGCGCAGGCCCGGAAACUUCUGCGAGACCUGGCGCUCCAACCCACGCUCCUCGCGCCCAGGUCUCAGCCAUUUCAAUUAACCUUCAGACGAUGGCUGAACCUGCAGGAAUACCAGAGCAAGAAACUGAUGUCUGACAACGGAGUAAAAGUUCAAAGAUUCUUUGUAGCAGACACUGCGAAUGAAGCUCAGGAGGCCGCUAAGAAACUAAAUGCAAAAGAAAUUGUUUUAAAAGCCCAGAUCUUAGCUGGAGGAAGAGGAAAAGGUAUCUUCAGUAGCGGUUUGAAAGGAGGUGUUCAUUUAACAAAAGACCCUAAAGUUGUGGGAAAGCUGGCUAAACAGAUGAUUGGAUAUAAUCUAGCAACAAAACAAACUCCAAAAGAAGGUGUGAAAGUUAACAAGGUGAUGGUUGCUGAAGCCUUGGACAUAUCCAGAGAAACCUAUUUUGCGAUUCUGAUGGACCGGGCCUACAAUGGCCCCGUGCUGGUGGGCAGCCCCCAAGGGGGCAUCGACAUUGAAGAGGUGGCAGCUUCAAAUCCAGAACUUAUUUUUAAGGAGCAAAUUGACAUUAUUGAAGGGAUAAAGGACAGUCAAGCUCAGCGGAUGGCAGAAAAUUUAGGCUUCCUUGGGCCUUUGAAAAACCAGGCUGCAGAUCAAAUUAAGAAGCUGUAUAAUCUCUUCCUGAAAAUUGAUGCUACUCAGGUGGAAGUGAAUCCCUUUGGUGAAACUCCAGAAGGACAAGUUGUCUGUUUUGAUGCCAAGAUAAACUUUGAUGACAACGCAGAAUUCCGACAAAAGGAUAUAUUUGCUAUGGAUGACAAGUCAGAAAAUGAGCCCAUUGAAAAUGAAGCUGCCAGAUAUGAUCUAAAAUACAUAGGACUAGAUGGGAACAUUGCCUGCUUUGUGAAUGGUGCUGGACUUGCCAUGGCUACUUGUGAUAUCAUUUUCCUGAAUGGUGGGAAGCCAGCCAACUUCUUGGAUCUUGGUGGUGGUGUAAAGGAAGCUCAAGUAUAUCAAGCCUUCAAAUUGCUCACAGCUGAUCCUAAGGUUGAAGCCAUCCUUGUCAAUAUUUUUGGUGGCAUUGUCAACUGUGCCAUCAUUGCCAAUGGGAUCACCAAAGCGUGCCGAGAGCUGGAACUUAAGGUGCCCUUGGUGAUUCGGCUUGAAGGAACCAAUGUCCACGAGGCCCAGAAGAUACUCAGUAACAGCGGGCUCCCAAUUACUUCAGCCAUCGACCUGGAGGACGCAGCAAAGAAGGCUGUGGCCAGCGUGGCUAAGAAGUGAUGUCUUUGCCCUGAUCUCGUGGCAGAAGUCCAUUUUACCAUAAAAAGGAAUAGUUCUCUCUUCACUGUGAAGGAAAUGGUUAGCACAUUGAGAAAGGACAAGGGGUUAGGGAUGAGCAAGAAUCUUUGUAUGAAAAAUCUUAAAUCUGUAUCUUCUUGAAAAAGAUAUAUAGACAGCCUAAAUAACCUGAUUUCUUUAUAGUUUUUAUUAAAUCAAUGCCCUUUGUUUUCAUACUUUUCUGUUGUGGUGAGCCGGCUCAGUAAACUUGUGUUGCUGACUUGAGGAGCAGUCUAUGUGACCAAACAGUGUGUGUGUGUGUGCAGAAUUUGAGAUCAGGUCCUCAUUCGUUUACAGCAAUCUUUGUGGACAUUUAAUCCUAUAUAAUAAAAAAAUGACAGUCCUUAAAAAACUCAGACAAGACUAUAUUUAACAGAUUAACUGUCAAAAAGGUGCAGCUUUUUAACAGAUUAACUGUCAAAAAGGUCCAGCACGUAUUUGGAAUAUCGAUGAAUAUUCUAAAAUAUAUUUUACAAUGGAAGGUCCACACUAAUAUCUCAUACGUGUAUUCUGCCAUUUGCCUUAAUAUCGAAAAUACUGUUUACCUCAAAUGAAAAAUAAAGCCAGAAGCCUUAUUUGUGGCCAUAGGUGGUCAGAUUAAGUAGAAGAUUUCAUCUUAAUCUGAAAAGAAAGGUGGUUCUUAUGGAAAUCUCUGUAAUUAAGACAUUCCAAGAUGAGACAGCACUGGAGAUCAAAUUCUAUUGUGAGUGCCAGUAUCUUUUCUCCCCUUCUCCUUCCCCCCAAAUUCUACCAACUGGAAAAAUGUAAUUAAGAGAAUGUGGCUUUUUUCCAUAAUGUUCAUUGUGGGGGUGGGGAGGAUUUGAUUUGGUUUAUGUUGAUUGAUAUUUUGGCAAAAUUUUAUUUGUACACAAAUUUAAAUAAAAUCUUAUCUUUUGUAAGCUCCAA
Pteropus alecto (black flying fox) is the source of this 2322-nucleotide messenger RNA. RefSeq names its product succinate-CoA ligase GDP-forming beta subunit (gene SUCLG2). The transcript is spliced from 11 exons. The record is from RefSeq and is a predicted model, not a curated record. Bases 61 to 1359 code for a protein of 432 amino acids. Gene Ontology annotation, cellular component: mitochondrion; succinate-CoA ligase complex. Gene Ontology annotation, biological process: succinyl-CoA metabolic process; tricarboxylic acid cycle. NCBI's taxonomy places the organism in Eukaryota, Metazoa, Chordata, Mammalia, Chiroptera, Pteropodidae. Gene Ontology annotation, molecular function: succinate-CoA ligase (GDP-forming) activity; ATP binding; metal ion binding.